Marasmius oreades (fairy-ring Marasmius) is the source of this 1457-nucleotide messenger RNA. RefSeq lists its product as uncharacterized. The coding region runs from base 144 to 1457 and encodes 437 amino acids. The transcript has 6 exons. Gene Ontology annotation, biological process: regulation of DNA-templated transcription. Gene Ontology annotation, molecular function: DNA-binding transcription factor activity, RNA polymerase II-specific; zinc ion binding. The record is from RefSeq and is a predicted model, not a curated record. Lineage: Eukaryota; Fungi; Basidiomycota; Agaricomycetes; Agaricales; Marasmiaceae.
UAUUCAAGUAGGUUCAACUUGCAAAAGGAUUCGUUGGUUGAGUCCGCUUCUGACCUCCUCGUCGGUCUACGGCGUCUUAAAAUCAUUCAAAGUCAAAAGAUACACUCUGAAGUCUACUUGUAAUACCGCCUUUAAUUCCUGUUAUGUCCCUGAGCUCGGAAUCGUCUCCAGACUCGAGCGCCACCACAGUUAAGGAUGAGUCUCUCUCAGAUUAUCCUGAUGAUCCUCAGCUCAAAAUUCGUAUACCGAACCCAAAAAUCUACAUGGCACGCCAGUCAAUGUGGGUAGGACACAGAGGCAAAUUGAGAUGCGACUCAUGUCGUGCUCGAAACUUAAAAUGCGAUAGAGUUCAGCCUGUCUGUAACCAUUGCGCCUGGACUCCAGAUAAGGACUGCAAAUAUACGCCUGUCCCGACACCGUCGCAUAGGGGUGUUCCUCGGUGUCUAUCCUGCCAGCAGCAUAAUCUAAAGUGUGAUCGGGACUUGCCCGCUUGCAAUCAGUGCAAACUGAGGAAUAACGAUCCCCAGUGUGUAUACGCUUCUAAAAGACGAAAACAAUCAGCUGUCGUCGACGGAAGUGUGCGGGCUAACCCGGACGGGCUCAAAGGCGAAGAACAAGAGCCUACGAUUGGUUUACCCGCUGUUAAUCCAGGAUUGUCACAGGACCCACUCGAGGCUGGUGUCUCGACGCAACCUGACGCUAGGGCCGGGACUUCCAGUUCCAGCCAUCCUCCGCGCGUCCAUGAUGCACCACCCCAUACGAUCCCGCCCGUCAUUACAACCACUACCCUGGCAGUCGCUACUCCCCCUGCGAGGAAACUCAAGCCUUGGUUCCACUUAUCCUAUGUUCCCCUUUCGCCUACAAUACGCAACAAAGUUUCAACCAUCGACGCGUCGGUCAUGCCAGACCGGUCCAUAUUUGAACUCAGACUCACCGACUUCCUGUCCACCCUAGUGCCAAAAUUGGCAGAGACUGCCUGUCUCCCUACUUCGACUUAUGCUGAUAUCAACUGCUCACUUUUGAGUGGUGAAGCUCACGGUCUCCCCCCGAAUGUUCUCAUGUGGGUAAACUGCCAUCGAUUGCUACCGGGCUCGACCCAAAAGUAUCUCCUCCUCAAACCACGGGAUUCCGAUGUCCCAACCUCUCCGGUCGAAGAAGCGCAGCUUCUGCAGGAAUAUCAAUUUCGUAUCGACAGCGAUACGACGGACAUAUCCCGCGGACAGGAAGGCAACAUUUUUGACCGUUUGAUUGUCCGUGAACAAUUUUACGAUGUGCUAGUAUACGCACAUCGUGAUCAUGCCACCUCGUUUGCAAUGGUUGACGAAAUUCAAGUCGAACUCGGUAUUAACGGCGUGAGCUGGCCAAUGGCUGACAUAUUUGUGGGGUUAUGUCCACGGUGUUCGUCUCGAAAAAGAACUCGAACGAAUGAUACAGUCAUACAGGAUAUCUCAGCAUGA